AAAAACGCGGCGUCAGUGCGUCCUGUCCCUCGGCGGACUCCGUAGCCAGCGCGCGCAUAUGGUCCUCCUGGAUCAUGUUGAAGGUGACAGGUAGAGUCAUGCCGGGCGCCUCGAGUCUCCUGCCGUUCGCCGUGUUUGCGGCCGACGCGGACGGCGAGGCGGACGCCGCGUCCCCGGUGAAGCUGGAGGAGCUGUCGCUGUACACCGGCCCCCCUCCUCCUCCGCCGACCGCCCGCCGCGCGGAGCCUGAAGCGGGCCAGCUGGAGGAGACCGUGGCCACCGUCCGGAAGUUAGCGGAGCCGUACGCGACCUGGUGUCAGGGGACGUACGCUCAGAUCCGGCCCGGAGUUCAGAGGGUCGUCCGGUUCGGGAGCGACGCGUACGCCUAUCUGCAGAACCCCCCCAAGGACUUCUACCCCCGGGCGGGAAUCAUCGGUGUCGCCGGAGUCGUCGGCCUCUUCCUGGCCAGAGGAUCCCGGGUUAAGAGGGUCCUGUACCCGGCGGGCUUGGUCACCCUGAGCGCCUCCCUCUACUACCCGGAGCAGGCGGCGGCCGUCGCCAGGUCCACCGGGGACUCCGUGUACGACGCAGCGGUGAAGAGCUACGCGGCCGUGGAGAAGAUCCUGAAGUCUCAGAGCAAAGGGAAGAAAAAGGAGGACUGAGGACCGCAGUUUAAAAGCCCGCAGAUCAACCAGCAGCUUCAUCCGCUGCUCCGCCCGGAUGGAGCCUUUAGACGUGACCUUAAAACCCUUUGCACUAUGCUGCACUUGUAACUCAGGAUUCCCAGCUUUAAAAAAACAAAACACACAUAAAAAAAACGUACCUCUGCUUCUGAUUGUAAAAUGUAUAUUUAUGUAGAAUUUAAUAACCGGCUCAGAUUAAAAAUCACGGUUAAACACA
This is a messenger RNA of Fundulus heteroclitus (mummichog), 900 nucleotides long. RefSeq names its product MICOS complex subunit MIC26-like. The record is from RefSeq and is a predicted model, not a curated record. The coding region runs from base 75 to 662 and encodes 195 amino acids. Gene Ontology annotation, cellular component: MICOS complex. The transcript has a single exon. NCBI's taxonomy places the organism in Eukaryota, Metazoa, Chordata, Actinopteri, Cyprinodontiformes, Fundulidae. Gene Ontology annotation, biological process: cristae formation.